CUGCCGGGCUCGGGACGGCUCAGGUGUGAAGUCUGGGCUGCUGAGAGACGAAGAGACUGUGGUCCAUCAAGUGGCGGCACGGGCUAAUUACCACUCAGCUCCUAUUGUUGUGUUAUAACCGCUUUAUUCUCCAUAUUCGCUAGGCUUUGUUUACUGAAGGUGAAUGAGGUGAAAUUAGCUUGUUAAUGGGCAAAAGUUUAAAUUCUGGCCAGAAUGUUUAUCUUUGUCAUUUUUAUUUUAAAGAUGGAAAGGACCAAUAGAAAGGAGAAUGUCGUUUUGAACAUAUUCGAAUACGUUUAUGUCUAUUUGUUUAACCUGGCAAACAUUUAAUUCCCUGUCAGUGCGCUUGUUUUUCUGCAAGACUUGGCGCAGGUAACAAAAUCGUCAUGCAAAACAGUCAUCAAAUCAAUCUUAUCCGACUACUGCAUUAGGGGACCUGAUCAAGGAAGAGUGAGGGGACAUGGUGUGACAGCAUGAUAACCCCAUAUAGAUGAAUAAUGGUAAAGAUAUUGGUGAAAAUCACAAGUCUGCGUGGCUGAAUUUCAGGACUCCGAGUUUACAUCUUUAGGUGCGUAAUUGCGCGGAGAUUGCAUCUUGGGCUUUCGUCUCUGCAGCUGGUCCACGAGGAAUAUAUAGGUUACUGUGUGAGGUUCUGUAUUUUUCAAGUACAUACACGCACAAUUGUGAUAGUGUGACCCUGUACAAUAAAAGGCUCUGUCAAUUUAUUACGAAGCCAACAAAGAGGAAAAGUAAGCGUUUCCAUGCGUAAUUGCGGGUAAAUCACACACCUUUAAUCCACUGCGAUUCAAGAAGGUCACUAAUACCUUACUUGUAGUUGUUUGUGAAUAAUAUUUUUGCAUCUUAUAUGUUAUAAAUAGUUUGAGAUGUGAGUGGGGGUGGGCAAAACUAAAUUACAAGUUGAGCUUUUAUUGAGAGAAGUGAUCAGUUUAAAGGUGCAAUCCGUAGUUUUGGGGAAAGACAUUUUAUUCAGAAGACAAAGAUCUUCAUUGACCGACUUUUUUAAAAUGUCAAAACAAACUAAAUAAUAACAAAAACCCUCUUUGUUUCAUGCCUGAAUACACUUAAUAAUUAAACUUAAACCUUAAAAGACCACUCAAUUUCAUCCUGUGUUACUUUGUUUAUAUUUGGCGGACCCUGCCACCUUUCUAUCGGCUGGGGACCGUAUUUUCCUCUGAGAAUAGCUUGUUUAAUGAUGUGUGGAUAAAAUAAAUAUUUCGGAGUUUGUGUUAUUACCUCAUUAAUAUUGUAAAUAUUAAAAGUCUGACUUUUAAUUCCUCCUCCAAAACUACACAAUGCCCCUCUAACCAUAACUUUGAUUACUGAAAUCCAAUUACAUUUUAAAUUCAUUCAUUCAGUCAUUGGCCCAAUGAUCAGAAUUUACAAAAAGAAAAACAAAACACCACUCGUUAUUUUUCAACUGCCCUGCACGAGGAGCAGCCUACUCACUACAAUGAGUGUGACAUUGUAACACCACCGCGCCGUAGGACCUCCCCUUGAACCGCUGUAAUUUGAGGCUCAACUACCACCAUGAUGGUGGUGGUAGGGAAAAAAAAAAAUCAAAGUUAAAAACUGCAGUUCUGACAUUCCACGGCCCCUUCCGACGCACAGACCGUGCACCUCGCCUCAGACUUCCAGCUCGUCUCGGCGCUUCUGUCCAGCGACGGGACUCGGUGCGGAAACCCAAAACACCAAACGCGUCGAGCGGGUUUGGCUCUCAGCGAGCCUCCCCUGAAGUUGGAGAUGCAUACAUGAGGUCCCUCGGCCUGGGUGGUCUCUCUCUACUUUAGUGAGCUGUUGCUAAGCAGCUAAUAAUAGUCGUGUUUGCUGAGUAAUUUUUGCCCUUCUGGAACCAAUCAGAUGCAAGAAAGUCCUGCAAUCUGACAGCCCCAGAGGCGGGAUCUCGAGUCCUUUUUUUUUUUUUUCGAUUUUCACCCCUCCUCCUUCUCUGCCUCCAAAUGGAGAGAGGUCUUUUUCUCCUCUUCUAUUGAAUCUCAGAGUUGGCCGUGACGCGCGGCCCAGGGGAAGACCACAUAGAUCUCACCAGAAUGCUACGACCCAUCGAGGUUUCCUACCCGACGACUUGUGUAUGGGAAUCGCUUUGCGCACGUCGCUUUUUGAGAGAAACACACUUUUUUUAAGAGGCACGGUGAAUGCGGUGAGAGCGGUGGAGACCUCCGGAUCGCGAAAUGUUGGGAUGGAAGGCGCAGACUUUGACUCGCCGUCUCCAACAGGAGUAUGAAGUCCUACUUCGCGGGUGUGAGAUCUCCGAGAGUGAAACUUUGUUGCCUUGGGAUAUCGCUACACGCUUUCGGGGAGAUACUAUAAAGUGGGAAACGGUAACCAUCUCGCAGUCCCCGCAACAUGGCCUCGGCUGCUAAUGCGCCCUCCGAGCAGGAAAACAGAGACCCCGAUCGGCCGAGGAUAACGCGGAGGAACAGGGGGGACUAUACCCGCAGCACACCGCUGGAUUUGGAGUAUUUGCAGCGGCCGAGCUACUGCGAUGCGGGCUUCGCUCUGGAGCAAAUAACCGAGGGGAAGGCGACUGGGAGGAAAGCACCUCUAUGGCUGAGAGCGAAGUUCCAGAGACUUUUAUUUAGGCUGGGCUGUUACAUACAAAAGAACUGCGGAAAGUUUUUGGUUGUGGGCCUCAUGAUUUUCGGAGCUUUCGCUGUGGGCUUACGGGCAGCUAAUUUGGAGACGGACGUGGAGAAACUGUGGGUGGAAGUUGGUGGGCGUGUGAACCAGGAGCUGAGGUACACGCGACAGAAGAUAGGCGAGGAGGCCAUGUUUAACCCUCAGCUGAUGAUCCAGACGCCGCGGGAGGAGGGAGCCAAUGUUCUAACGGUGGAGGCUCUCCUGCAGCACCUGGAGUCAGCUCUCCGAGCCAGCAGAGUUCAUGUUUACCUAUAUAACAGACAAUGGAAAUUAGAAGACUUAUGCUACAAAUCAGGAGAACUAGUCACAGAAACUCAUGUUAUGAAUCAGAUCAUAGAAGAGCUACAUCCCUGCCUCAUCAUCACCCCUUUGGACUGUUUCUGGGAGGGAGCCAAGCUCCAGUCUGGAAUGGUCUAUCUCCCAGGUAAAGCCCCUCUCCAGUGGACCAACUUUGACCCGAAGGAGUUCCUCGAGGACUUGCGAAAGGCAAACUUCCCCGUGGAAAGCUUCGAGGACAUGUUGGAGAAGGCAGACGUCGGACACGGGUACAUGGACAGACCGUGUCUGAACCCCGCUGACCCCGACUGCCCCCUCACCGCGCCCAAUAAGAACUCAACUAAGCCAUUUGACGUGGCGCGGGCCCUGAGUGGCGGCUGCCAUGGUCUGUCCAGGAAGUACAUGCACUGGCAGGAGGAACUGAUCGUAGGAGGGACCACCAAGAACGGCAGCGGACCCCUGCUCAGUGCCCAGGCCUUACAGACCAUGUUCCAGCUGAUGACUCCCAAGCAGAUGUUCGAGCACUUUCGGGCCUACCACGAGGUUUCUCAGAUCAACUGGAAUGAAGAGAAGGCUGCAGCUAUACUGGAAGCCUGGCAGAGGAGAUACGCUGAGGCGGUGCUGCAGAGUGUUGCAGCAAAUUCAUCUCAGAAGGUCUUGUCUUUCACUACCACCACUCUGGAAGACAUCCUCAAGUCUUUCUCUGACAUCAGCGUCAUCCGUGUGGCCAGUGGAUACCUGCUGAUGCUGGCCUAUGCGUGUCUGACCAUGCUGCGGUGGGACUGUGCCAAGUCUCAGGGGGCUGUGGGGCUGGCAGGUGUCCUGCUGGUGACAUUGUCUGUGGCAGCUGGCCUGGGCCUCUGCUCCCUCCUGGGCAUCUCCUUCAAUGCUGCAACCACACAGGUGCUACCCUUCUUGGCUCUGGGCGUCGGAGUGGACGAUGUUUUCCUCCUCGCUCAUGCCUUCAGCGAGACCGGUCAGAACAAGAGGAUCCCAUUCGAGGAUCGUACGGGCGAGUGUCUGAAGAGGACCGGGGCCAGCGUGGCUCUCACCUCCAUCAGCAACGUCACAGCAUUCUUCAUGGCCGCCCUCAUCCCCAUCCCAGCGCUCAGAGCCUUUUCCCUACAGGCCGCAGUCGUGGUAGUGUUCAACUUCGCCAUGGUGCUGCUCAUCUUCCCCGCCAUCCUCAGCAUGGACCUCUACCGACGAGAAGACAGACGUUUCGACAUUUUCUGCUGCUUCUACAGCCCGUGUGCCAAUCGCGUGAUCCAAAUCGAGCCUCAUGCGUACCUCGAUGGGGCGGACGGGAGUCGCUACAGCCCUCCCCCGUCCUACCACACCCCUCCGCCCUCAUAUCGCACGCCUCCCCCGAGCUACAGCAGCCCCCCUCCCUCCUACAGCAGCCACGGCUUUGCCCAGCAGACCCAGAUCACCAUGCAGUCCACAGUGCAGCUGAGGACAGAGUACGACCCCCGCACUCAGGCCUUCUACACCACCGCCGAGCCCAGAUCCCAGAUCUCUGUGCAGCCCAUCAACCCAGCACCGACGAGGGGCAACCCCAACAGCGACUAUUACAGCAGCAACGCCGGCGGCAGCAGAAGCGGCAGCAGCAAUCACGGCAAUCUCAACAACAACAACAGCGGGAGCAGAGGUAAUGGGGGAUCUCGAGGCUCUGCCACCUUCUCCCAUCACCAUCCUGCACCUCCUUCUGCACCUGCCCCAACCUCAAGCGCCAGCUCAGUUCCUCAGGGAGACGCGGCCUCAACGACCGGCCAGAGCCCAGAGAACAACAGCUCCACCCGGGACCUGCUGUCCCAGUACGGAGAAGGCUCGCUGGGCCUGCGCUGCCUCGAGCCUCCCUGCUCCCGCUGGACCCUGGCCUCGUUUGCUGAGAGGCACUACGCUCCAUUCCUCCUGAAGCCCACCACCAAGAUGGUUGUGAUCGGGCUGUUCCUCUGCCUGCUGGGUGUCAGCUUAUACGGGACCACCCAGGUGAGGGACGGCCUGGAGCUGACGGACAUCGUGCCCAGGGAGACCAGCGAGUACGACUUCAUCGGCGCCCAGUUCAAGUUCUUCUCCUUCUACAACAUGUAUGUGGUGACGCAGCGGGCCGACUACGCCCAGAACCAGCCUCUGCUGCACCAGCUCCACCAGAGGUUUCACACCAUCCGCUACGUGCUGAAGGAGGACAACGGACAGCUGCCCCACAUGUGGCUGCACUACUUGAGGGACUGGCUGCAAGGUCUCCAGCAGGCGUUCGACAAGGACUGGGAGGCCGGCCGCAUCACCCUCAACAGCUACAGGAACGGCUCUGACGAUGGCGUCCUGGCGUACAAGCUUCUGGUGCAGACGGGACGCAGGGACAAGCCCAUCAACUUUAACCAGCUGACUCGUCAGAGGCUGGUGGAUGCAGACGGCAUCAUAAACCCCGGGGCUUUCUACAUCUACCUAACCGCCUGGGUCAGCAAUGAUCCUGUGGCGUACGCCGCCUCGCAGGCCAACAUUCGCCCACACCCUCCCGAGUGGCUCCACGACCGUACCGACUCCAUGCCCGAGACACGCCUCAGCAUCCCGGCUGCUGAGCCCAUCGAAUACGCACAGUUCCCCUUCUACCUCAACGGGCUCCGGGAGACGCCACAGUUUGUGGAGGCCAUCGAGAGCGUGCGGGCCAUCUGCAGCAACUACAGCCGACAAGGCCUGCCCUCCUACCCCAACGGCUACCCUUUCCUGUUCUGGGAACAGUAUGUUAGUCUGCGCCACUGGCUCCUGCUGUCCAUCAGUGUCGUGCUCGCCUGCACCUUCCUGGUCUGUGCCCUCUUCCUGCUCAACCCGUGGACAGCCGGCAUCAUAGUGUUGGUGCUUUCUCUCAUGACUGUGGAGCUGUUUGGCUUCAUGGGGCUGAUGGGAAUCAAGCUGAGCGCCGUUCCUGUGGUCAUCCUCAUCGCUUCUGUCGGCAUUGGAGUGGAGUUCACCGUCCAUGUGGCCCUGGCAUUCCUGACAGCCAUAGGGGAUCGUCACAAGCGGGCAGUGCUGGCACUGGAGCACAUGUUUGCUCCAGUGCUCGAUGGAGCCUUCUCCACCUUAUUAGGUGUCCUGAUGCUCGCUGGCUCAGAGUUUGACUUCAUCGUCAGGUAUUUCUUUGCAGUGUUGGCCAUCCUAACAGUUCUUGGAGUGCUCAAUGGAUUGGUCCUUCUCCCAGUAUUACUGUCAUACUUUGGGCCCUACCCAGAGGUGACUCCAGUCGAUGGCCGUAGCCGGCUGCCCACCCCGUCCCCGGAGGCCCCUCCUCACGUGGUCCACUUCUCGGUCCGUCCUCACCACACCACCACGGCCACCACCACCUCUGGUGCAGCUUCGGACUCAUCGGACUCGGAGUACAGCUCUAACACCACAGUAUCUGGUAUCAGUCAGGAGCUGCAGAACUAUAACCUGCCCUCACACAGAGGACAAACUCGAGCGGAGGCGCAGCAGUACCACCUCCAGACCAGCAGGGGCAGAGCAGCCAGGACAGAGGAGGAAAGGAGAGCAGGAUCCGGGCAUAGACGCUCAGCUAGACAGCCUGAUCCUCCAGCCUAUACCAUGUCCUCGUCUGUCCCCUCUCAGGGUUGUGAUUCUGGGCCCCAGCCCAGGGCUACUCAGCGCAACAGCAGGGACCCCAAGACCCAGCUGCACUGGCAGGUCCCACCCCCAGCCCGCCCGCGCAUGGACGCUUUUGAAACUGCUACUGAGGCUGGGGGCCAUUAUGGCUCACACUGCCAUAGAGAACACUCAGCAGGCCACAGGGCCCGCUCUUCCCACAACCCACAGCCUAAUCACCACCUCCCGCACCACCAACCCAACCCCACCCCGUAUUGCCAACCCAUCACCACGGUAACGGCGUCAGCCUCCGUCACUGUCGCUGUCCACCCAGCCCCCUUGUCCAACCAGAGCCCCCCAGCUUCCUCUUACCCAGGAUACACUGCAACAGACAGUUACUGCCAAUCAGGGCCAGAGGAGCCAGAGCCUGUCUUCCAGGACCCACAUGUGCCACUGGACACCCACACGGGGGCCAGAGGAGACAAGGUGGAGGCCAUGGAGCUUCAAGAUUUGGAGUUUGAGGCAGCUGAGAGCAACAGUGGCAGACGGGCAAGCUGAGUUGUGGAGAACGGAAGUACAACGGCCAAAGAUGGACUCCUCUGUAUUACCAAGCAGCUGACCUGGCCCAGCGCAGCUCAGCCCAGCAUAGCCCAGCCCGGCUCGCCCCCGGCCCCAAGCAGCGAGAAACUCGCCAGUGUUGCCGUCAUGGUGCUCAUUCUUACUGUAACCCAGUGGACUAUUGUCUUAGAUUUAUCUAUAUUUAAAAGAUGUAUACAUAUGUAAAUAUGAACAAAAAGUAGCUAUAAUUUUAGGAGCUGUACAACUCCUCAUGUUAACAGACUGGGGCUGCCAUUUUAUAUGGUGUGUGUGCGUGUGUGUGUGCGUGUUUGAGAAAGAGAGAUAGAUCUCUGAUUACUGUUCACUCAUCUGUGGAUCUGUGCCAUUAGGAAGCUUCAUCUAGACGAACAUACCUGUCAGCAUUCACUGUUGCUGCUCAAAAGAUUUUUUAAAAUAAUAUACAUUUAUAACUCUAUGCAAAUGUCUCUUUAAACAAAAGAAGUGAUCUGUCUACAUAUAUGUUUGUUUGUGUGUGUGUGUACGUGCGUGUGUGUGUGUGUGUGUGUGUGUGUAGGGCUGUAUGAUGUGAAACAGCCCCAUUAUCUUCUGGCUCCUACAUCAGAUUCAUCCUCAGAACAGACUAACAUUUACACUCAUUUUAAAACAUGAGGGAAAUUGUUAGAAUUAUCAAACAGGGCAAUGGUAUAUAUGUGUGUGCGCGCGUUCGUGUGUGUGUUUAUUAUUGUAUAAAGGUACGCAUGUUAAACUAUUAAUUUUUUAUCACAAACCUGUGGUAGUUAUGAAACAAUUACUGUUUAACUUGACACGCUAUGCGUGCUAUUUAAGACGAGCAGAUAUGAAGAAAUUUUAAAAGCUGUUUUUUUUUUGUUUUUGUUUGUUUUGUUGUCUUGUAGUUCUCGCCUCUGCAUUGGAACCUGUUUCUGCUCUCAGCUUUGUAUCACUGUCUGUCAGGCUGCUCUCUGGUCGUAUUUUACUGUAAGAGGUUAUGUAUUGUUUAACCCUAGCAGGCUCAAAACAGUUUUCUGUCUUGUAUUCUGACGUACAAGCAGUGAACCCACCUCAGAAACUCACUUCGCCAUUACAGGGACAUUCACAUUACUGAUUCUGGAACAGGGUCAAACACGGGGCACUAACUCUUGUACCCUAAGUGGCUGGUGUCUAGUGGAUAAGCUAAAGCUCAGACUGUAUACUGUACAACCUGAUUCAACAUGGCACUUGACUGCAUUUACACUUCAUUCACAGGAAUAUCUCUCCUCAAGUAGCUUUUCUUUUAAAUUUCUGUCCAACCAAUAAGCUAGCCCACGCAGCCUGCUAAGGGCUAAGCCCUAUAUGGCCUGACAAUGUGCUCUGUGUGUGUCUCUAUGUAUUUGUGUGUUUAAACAUUUAUGUGUGUGUGUGUGUGUGGUAGUCCAUCCUCUUAAAGACAACUGGCCCCAAUUUGGCCUCAGCUGUCCCCACUGACCUCAGCUAAUAAAAAUCAAAACAUAACUGCAUGACAGUAAUUGGACGCCCCCCCUUCAACUGCCAAAUGGCACAGCUCAGAGCCUCAGGGGUCAAAGUUCACGCUGCCAGUCCCUCUCUUUACCAGCAAUGGCCAGUUCAUAUCUGCAUGUCUGUCUAUGUCUGCAGGCAAACCUGUAACCCCCCCCCCCUUCUCCUUCUCAGUUCCAGACCCAGGCCCCUUUGACCCCAUCCACACCUCCGCUUUUACACUCUCACUUCCUGUCGAACAGUGUAGCUCUUCCCAGAAGCCUUUGCAGCCUUCCUCCUUCUGUCCACCAUGUUACGUUAGCUGCUUGCAUGAAAUAGGUUGUUCUGUUGUUUUGUUGUUUUUGUUUUGUUUUUUUCGUUCUUGUGUUUUUUCUCCCAAUGUCACAUUGGCAGUAGUGGAGAGAAUCAUAGCUGGCAACUGUUUUUAUUCAUUUUUUUAAAUGUUUUUUUUUUCUUUGUUCUGUUUUGUUUUGUUUUCAACGUUCAAUUGCGAUAUUUAUAUUUUUGUAAUAUAAAAAUAUGUUAUUUUCCUUCAUCAUUGUCGUGAUGCCAGUGGAUAACAAAUGCAGGGAUUUUUAUGUCUAUUGAAAAAAAAAACACUAUUACAGUUUUAAUGUUUUUACAUUAAUGGAGUUUGAUCUGUAUAAAGUGCUUACUAAUGUUAAAUAGGAAAAAAAAGAGUAUAUAACAUUUUACACUACAGGUCUCAUCAUAGCUCUUAGAGGAUUUUAAAAGGAAAAAAAAAAUCAGUGGUUCUUCCAGACUGUCAUUUUGGUCUCAGUUGGCGUGGAUGUAUGCUGUUUUCAGUUACAAAGAUAAAUGUAUGCCAUAUAAUUUAUUUAUAUGAAAAUUUAUUUUUGUAGUGUACAUAGUAGUUGUCAAGGUAUUUGACAGAAGUAUAUUUUUAAAGAGUUUAUAUGUAAUGAUAUACCAUAACAGAAAAACCUUAAGGUGCACACUUUCACUGCUAACUGUCUUGUGAGACAACAUCGACACCUCCCCUUCAGUAUUAUGUUCCGAUCCUUGGAGAGAGAGACAGCUGUUUCUAUGGGUUUGUCAAAGGCUAGCCAUGAAAGUAGAAAAUUGUACUAGCUCUCUAAAUAUUAAUGUUCAAACACUGAUAGAAUUCUAACAAAUAAAAAUAUUAUAACUUAUUUGUCUCUUUGUUCAUAACUUUAAUAAAUGGAAACUUAAAAAAGAUGA
Molecule: messenger RNA, 9801 nt
Organism: Acanthopagrus latus (yellowfin seabream)
Lineage: Eukaryota; Metazoa; Chordata; Actinopteri; Spariformes; Sparidae
Gene: ptch1
Product: patched 1
Exons: 24
Coding region: 2383-7086 (1567 amino acids)
Biological process (GO): smoothened signaling pathway
Cellular component (GO): plasma membrane
Molecular function (GO): smoothened binding; hedgehog receptor activity; hedgehog family protein binding
Source: RefSeq, a predicted model, not a curated record